UCUGGACUAUUGGGAAGAUGACCUACGUCGACGACGCAGGUUCAUACGUAAUGCUUUUGGAUCCACACAUCCUGAGGUCCCGCUGAAGACUGCUGAAGACUAUGGUACUGAGGACGAUGUGGUGAAGUCCAAGAAAACUUUCCGCACACAGGCUGUUGUGAAUCAGAGCGCCGAGACCGAGCUGAUGUUAGAGGGGGAUGAUGAUACAGUCAGUCUGUUGCAGGAGAAAGAGAUCGACAAUCUAGCAGCGUCUGUUAACUCCCAGGUCUUUGUUUCCAAAGGCCCUGUUGUCCUGAGCACUGCUGCUCAGUUAAUUGCGCCAGUGGUAGUAGCGAGAGGAACGCUGUCCAUCACUACUACAGAGAUCUAUUUUGAGGUAGAUGAAGAUGACUCUGCUUUCAAAAAAAUCGACCCCAAAGUUCUUGCCUACACAGAGGGUCUGCACGGAAAAUGGAUGUUCAGCGAGAUCCGAGCCGUGUUUUCAAGACGCUAUCUCCUCCAGAAUACAGCGCUGGAAGUUUUCAUGGCAAACAGAACUUCUGUCAUGUUCAAUUUCCCAGACCAGGCUACAGUGAAGAAGGUUGUAUACAGUUUACCUCGUGUUGGAGUUGGUACCAGUUAUGGGCUGCCACAGGCCAGGAGAAUAUCACUGGCCAGUUCUCGCCAGCUUUUUAAAUCCUCCAAUAUGACACAACGCUGGCAACGCCGGGAGAUUUCAAACUUUGAAUACUUGAUGUUUCUGAACACUGUAGCAGGACGGACAUACAAUGAUUUAAACCAGUACCCUGUGUUUCCUUGGGUUAUUACUAACUAUGAGUCUGAAGAGCUGGAUCUGACCCUACCAGGCAACUUCAGGGACCUAUCAAAGCCUAUUGGAUCUUUGAACCCAAAACGUGCAGUCUUCUAUGCUGAACGGUAUGAGACAUGGGAGGACGAUCAAACUCCACCUCACCAUUACAACACACACUAUUCUACAGCUGCCUCCACGCUGUGCUGGCUUGUCAGAAUUGAGCCUUUCACCAUAUUUUUCCUCAAUGCAAAUGAAGGGAAGUUUGAUUAUCCAGAACGGACAUUCUCUUCUGUGGCAAAAUCAUGGCGGAACUGUCAAAGGGACACAUCAGAUGUAAAAGAGUUGAUCCCAGAAUUCUACUACUUACCCGAAAUGUUUGUGAACAGUAAUACCUAUAAUCUUGGUGUCCGAGAAGAUGGGACUGCUGUUUCUGAUGUCGAGCUUCCACAGUGGGCAAAGAAGCCAGAGGAUUUCGUCCGUAUCAACAGGAUGGCCUUGGAAAGUGAAUUUGUUUCUUGCCAACUGCAUCAAUGGAUUGACCUUAUUUUUGGAUACAAACAACGAGGGCCAGAGGCAGUUCGUGGUCUCAAUGUUUUCCACUACUUGACGUAUGAGGGUUCAGUGAAUCUAGACAGUAUCACAGAUACUGCCCUUCGAGAGAUCCCAGAGCCUUAUUUCAUUAGAGAUCCCUAUACUUUUCUCCUUACAGCAGAUUUUGUGGAGGCCAUGGAAGCGCAGAUACAGAAUCUUGGACAAAUGCCAUCCCAGUUGCUUAUUGAGCCACAUCCGCCUCGAAGCUCUGCCAUGCACCUGUGUUUCCUUCCACAGAGCCCACUCAUGUUUAAGGAUCAGAUGCAGCAAGAUGUUAUCAUGGUGCUAAAAUUUCCAUCAAACUCCCCAGUCACCCAUGUGGCAGCCAACACGCUGCCUCAUCUAAGCACCCCUGCUGUGGUCACCGUGACCUGCAGCAGGUUGUUUGCAGUGAAUAGGUGGCAUAACACUGUGGGCCUUAGGGGAGCUCCAGGAUACUCCCUGGAACAAGCCCAUCAUUUGCCAAUUGAAAUGGACCCAUUGAUCGCCAAUAAUGCUGGUGUGAACAAGAGGCAGAUCACGGACCUCGUGGAUCAGAGCAUCCAAAUUAAUGCACACUGCUUCGUUGUGACCGCAGACAAUCGUUACAUCCUUGUUUGUGGCUUCUGGGAUAAAAGUUUCCGUGUGUACUCAACAGAAACAGGGAAAUUGACACAAAUUGUGUUUGGACACUGGGAUGUGGUCACUUGCCUGGCCAGAUCGGAGUCCUACAUUGGUGGCGAUUGCUAUAUCGUGUCAGGUUCCCGUGAUGCCACACUCCUGCUGUGGUAUUGGAGUGGUCGACAUCACAUCAUCGGAGACAACCCUAACAAUAGUGAUUACCCAGCCCCGAGAGCUGUCCUGACUGGUCACGACCAUGAGGUGGUUUGUGUAUCUGUGUGCGCAGAACUGGGACUUGUCAUCAGUGGUGCCAAAGAAGGGCCGUGCCUGGUGCAUACAAUUACCGGAGACCUUCUCAGAGCCCUGGAGGGGCCGGAAAACUGUGUCUUCCCACGCCUCAUUUCUGUAUCUAGCGAAGGCCAUUGCAUCAUCUACUAUGAGCGAGGAAGAUUUUGUAACUUCAGCAUCAAUGGGAAACUGUUAGGUCAGAUGGAGAUCAAUGACUCAACCAGAGCAUUGCUUCUCAGCAGUGAUGGACAAAAUCUAGUAACAGGGGGUGAUAAUGGUGUGGUAGAAGUGUGGCAAGCCUGUGACUUCAAGCAACUCUAUAUUUACCCUGGAUGUGAUGCUGGCAUCAGGGCUAUGGACCUCUCUCAUGAUCAAAGGACACUGAUAACCGGCAUGGCUUCAGGAAGUAUCGUAGCUUUUAACAUAGAUUUCAACCGGUGGCAUUACGAACACCAGAACAGAUACUAAAGCAAUUUCAAGGAAGGCUGAAGUGUGAUUGCCAGUUCCAGCUGAGAGCACAAGUGCUGCAGUGAGUGCCCCAGGUACAGGCGAUGGAAUGUGAUGCCCUCUGCAUUGACCUCUGUUGUACAUUCCAUUACACCCAGCAAUAGCUGUACAUUGUAUUCUUUCCAUGUAAAACCAAUCACAAUGUGUUUUUCCUCCACAACUGAGCACCAGCUGGAACAAAGAAAUGUUGUACUAAUUUACGAUUCCGUGAUGUAAAUCAGAUGAAAGGAACCACGUCAGGGUAAUUAAUAUUUCCAGGUAACUUUAUUUAUCGAUGGUAGUAGUAUCAAAGAAAAACGUUUCGUCUGAACAAGUUAUCCAGAUAUUAUUUUGAGCUUUGAGCUGUGGGAGACCUCUCAGAAAAUCGUCAUCACCCUUUCAUUUUUUUGCAGUAUCCAAACUGUGAAGCGAGAACACAUUUUAUAUGUUAAAUGGAUACUUUUAUUUUAAGAAAAUGAACCUGUAUAAGAAGAAAAUCAAUUACAAAGUUCCAUUGUACAAGGACUGUAAAUCCAGUGCAUUUGGUCCAACCCUUUGGGUAUUUCUUCAAAUAGCUGGUAGAUCUUAGCGGAGAAUAUCUGAUGUUGAUCAGUUCAUUGACUGUAAAGGACUAAUUUAACCUGACCAUCUGAUUUUACGGUGUGCAGUACGAGCCUCAUUCUAUGCUGUGUCGCAUGCAUAUUCUCAACUUGAAAUUCCAGUUUGGUUUCUGUACACUGUUCUAGGUUAUCUUAAUGAGAUGAAUAUUGUGAGAUCUUGGCUCUCCAGCUUAUAAACUACAUUUUCAGCUUUCCUAGCGGGCACAAGAAGGGGAGAACCUUGCUUCUUUUUUAAUAAAAAAACUGUAGCAAAGAUCAUUGUCAAAGAAAUUUCUGGCACAUUAUUAGGAUUAAACACACACACACAUACACACACACACGCGCACACACUACAGGGGUUUUAAAAAAAAAUCACUUCAUGUUUUCUUCUUUGUAUAUUUGGUGACUGUAUUGUCAAAUGUCAUAGAUGUACAUAUUGUGUUGGUAGGGCUAAGAGGCAUGUAACAAGAAUGUAAUUUCCCCAGAAAUUACACUCACUUUCAGUUUAUUUAAGAAAUAAUUAUUGGAUUCUUUGUAUUGGCACUUUGCACCAGAUACAUAUCAUUAUUUAUUGCUGUGAUUACUGAUUUGUCAUUCACACUGUAUUAGUAAAUUUUAGCACUGAAUUCUUUACUUGUUGUUUGUAUUUAAAGAAUUAAAACCAUGAACAAAACUCACUGCGUAACUAUUCAGUUGUACAUCACAUGUGUAAGCAAUAUCAUGCGUUUUUAGACUAGAAUCGGGGAGGGGGAGGGAAUAGCCAUCUGGAAAACAAAUCAUUUCAUCUGGAGAUCACAGUGAAAUAUUUUGGAUAUACAAAAUCCUUGAGCUAUUGUAACAAUGUUUUAUGGCAGAGAUGUAAAAUAUGCCAGAUGUGUGUCAGUUGGAAAUUAAAAACGAAAAAAUAAAAUAUGCAAA
Callorhinchus milii (elephant shark) is the source of this 4272-nucleotide messenger RNA. Its product is annotated as neurobeachin-like. Gene Ontology annotation, biological process: intracellular protein localization. Gene Ontology annotation, cellular component: cytosol; membrane. The record is from RefSeq and is a predicted model, not a curated record. Bases 185 to 2737 code for a protein of 850 amino acids. Gene Ontology annotation, molecular function: protein kinase binding. NCBI's taxonomy places the organism in Eukaryota, Metazoa, Chordata, Chondrichthyes, Chimaeriformes, Callorhinchidae. The transcript is spliced from 22 exons.